GGCACAGCCUGGGGAGUGCAAAGCCUCACGCUCUCUGGGGUACGCAAAGCGCAGGUGCGACUGGCUAGGGGAGCAGCUUCAUCCAGUAGCGGGCUUUUUGGCAGCAGUUUCGGCAACAGGUGUGCACAGGUCCCACCUGACUCCACCCUGGAAAGUCCUUUUGAAGAAAUGGCCCUGGUGAGGGGCGGCUGGCUGUGGAGACAGAGCUCCAUCCUCCGCCGUUGGAAGUGGAAUUGGUUUGCUCUGUGGUUGGAUGGCAUGCUGGGUUACUACCAUGAUGAGACGGCACAGGACGAGGAGGACCGUGUGCUUAUCCACUUCAAUGUUCGAGACAUAAAGGUCGGCCAAGAGUGUCAUGAUGUGCAGCCCCCAGAGGGCAGGAGCCGAGACGGUCUGCUGACAGUGAACCUGCGGGAGGGUUCACGCCUGCACCUGUGUGCAGAGACCCGGGAUGAUGCCAUAGCAUGGAAGACAGCAUUGUUGGAGGCGAAUUCUACCCCGGCCCCAGCUGGAGCCACCGUCCCACCCAGGAGCCGUCCGGUUUGCCCUAAGGUCAGGUGUACGACCCUCUCUUGGAACCCCUUUAAGGUUGAGAGGCGGAUCUGGGUACGCGUCUACAGCCCGUAUCAGGACUACUAUGAGGUGGUGCCCCCCAACGCGCAUGAGGCAACAUAUGUCCGCAGCUACUAUGGGCCUUCUUAUGCAGGCCCUGGUGUGACACAUGUGAUAGUGAGAGAGGAUCCUUGCUACAGCGCGGGCGCCCCUUUGGCCAUGGGCAUGCUUGCUGGGGCUGCCACAGGUGCUGCUCUUGGUUCUCUCAUGUGGUCGCCUUGCUGGUUCUGAGCCCUGGGGCUCCGACUUCUGGACCUCAACAUAGAACACAAGACCCCUUUCUUCGUGGACUACCCAUUUAAACCCUGUCUCAUUUUGACCUUUCCCUCUCUAUUAAGCUCUCUACGCCUAGCCCAUUCCACCACUUAUCCUCCUUCCCUCUCAGAGGAAGCUAACAUUUCAGGCAGACUUGGCCGAAAUCCUUACCCCUAUUGCCAGACACCCCCAUAAAUCACAAACAGAUCUAUUUCUUCUAGAUACAGCAAACAUGAUUUCAUUUAGCUACAAGUGUCUGAGGGAUGGCUAUCACAAGAAAAAACAAAGCUACAGUUAUCAGUCUGACUAGGACACAUGCAAGGAGCAAGGCUGGGUUCUGUUGGCAGCAAGAAAGGGCAGAGAACAUCCUUACAUGUCCAAAGAAUCAACAGAGUUGGCUUGGUAUUGAAGCAGGGUUUGGACUGUAGUGUCCUCCAGGCUAAGGAGGAGCUUGCUUGAUAUGGAGGAAAGUUUCAACUAUAAUGAAUAUCUUGCCUCUUUUGUUAGUACUAGCACAUAUCGUUACUCCAUACACCAAGUUGUUUUCAUUAGGAAAUGCCUGAUACCAUGAGCUCAGUUCUGUUGCUGUGACUGUUACCAUCUGCAGCUUUUCCUCUUCCUUUACUCUGGCCCACUUUGGCACCAGCAUGGGGAACUCAUGUGCCUGCCUGUAGGUGGCAAGCAAUCUCUCCACUUGCUCCUGGUUCCAGACUCUUCCACUACCCUGUCCCAGAUGCCAAUAGAAAAGCUAAAAUUUCUGGCCCCAGUGGCCAGAGUAUCCACUAAAGUUCCCUGUAGAUGAGAUAGGGCUCCAUUGGCUCUCUGCAGAUACUAAUAAAGACGUGACUGUUCCCAGAA
This is a messenger RNA of Arvicola amphibius (Eurasian water vole), 1725 nucleotides long. It is a transcript of the gene Plekhb1, whose product is annotated as pleckstrin homology domain containing B1. The record is from RefSeq and is a predicted model, not a curated record. Gene Ontology annotation, biological process: regulation of cell differentiation. The transcript has 8 exons. The coding region runs from base 169 to 843 and encodes 224 amino acids. Gene Ontology annotation, cellular component: membrane. NCBI's taxonomy places the organism in Eukaryota, Metazoa, Chordata, Mammalia, Rodentia, Cricetidae.